AUGUUCUCAGAUGGGAGGUUGAUGAAUUCAGAUGGUUGGCUCGAUGUUGCUGAUAACACCGUUCUCGUCAAAAGGGCAACUUUGCUUGAGAGGAAAUUAUGCUUGAAACUGUUGCACUGA
Lathyrus sativus (Indian pea) is the source of this 120-nucleotide messenger RNA. The record is from the annotation of a GenBank genome assembly. NCBI's taxonomy places the organism in Eukaryota, Viridiplantae, Streptophyta, Magnoliopsida, Fabales, Fabaceae.